UGGAUGGCAAGAUGGCGACACUUUCGUUGUUCUAGGACCCAAUCUAAACUUCCUGCUCUUUGGAGAAGAAAGAUUCAGAGGAAUAAAGACCGUCCUCAAGUUUAACAUCAAGAACCAGCACCAAAUUGAACCAGGAUUCCAUCUUCCUUGGAAAUAAAAACUUGGACACACUCUUUAACAUCAUAAAAGUACUAAAUCUAAGGUUGCUUCAAAAUGACUGAGGUAGAGCAGAAGCAAACUAACAACAGCCCUGCAAGCAACAAUGGUGCACCCGCUGUCGGAAACAACACUUCAGACCAGACUUCUGUUAAGAAGGAAUCGACAGAUCCAAAGGAGUCACAACAGGCAAAUGGUGCUAGUGCUCCGCCGCCACCGCCUAAAAAGAUUCUUGUCAAAGGUGUUACCGGUACCGUAAAGUGGUUCAAUGUGAAAAACGGAUAUGGGUUCAUUUCCCGGAAUGACAAAGAAAACGAAGAUGUCUUUGUUCACCAGACUGCUAUUGCUAAGAAUAACCCUAAUAAGGCAGUUCGCAGUGUUGGGGAUGGUGAAACAGUUGAAUUUGACAUCGUCGAAGGAGAGAAGGGAAAUGAAGCUGCAAAUGUUACUGGAGUCGGGGGUGGCCCUGUAAAAGGAAGCCAGUAUGCAGCUGAAAAAAGGUAUUACGCUGGACGUCGUCGCGGAGGUUAUUACAUGAGGGGGAGAAGAGAUAGUGGGAGACGAACUCGAUCUAAUGGGAGACGCGAUUUCAAAAAUAAAGAUGAGCAAGGUUUUGAAAGUAACCCUGAUAGUGGAGUUGAAAAACAAGACCAAGAACAAGGUGAACAAAGACCUAGGAGGGCCCGACGACCAAUGUACCGACGGUAUUACCCAAGACCUCGUGGGGGUCAACCAAGAGGUCCUAGGGGUAGUACCAAUAAUCAAAAUAAUAACAUCAGUAAUAAUAACGCAGUUAACAACAAUGAUAAUUUAAAUAACAACGAGGAAAGACACGAAAACAAUGACAAUAAUUUUGGUGGAAGUGAAAGACCACAAGGUGGACAAGACGCUCCUCGAAGACGUCCUAAACGGUUUGCAAGAAGAUUUUGGAGUAGAAGACCUAGAAGGCCUCGUAGCGACACCGAAGGAAGCCAAAGUGGUGCCGAUGGUGAUGCUAGUGGAAAUGACAAUGCGGUUAAUGCUCAGGAAAAUCGUGAACAAAGACCUCGCCGUCAAAGACGUCAACAAUCAGCAGGAGGUACCGGCUACCGCGCUCGAAGAAUGGGUCGAGGAAGACGGGGUCCACCUCGGGGAGCUCGUGGUCAAAAUAAUAAGGAUGACAAAGCUCAAAGUUCAGAUCGAAAGGGAGCUGCAUCUGAUAGUUCAGCUCCGCCGCGCGAACCUGCAUUAUCUGUACAAUCUUGAACUUUAAAGGAAGCUUUCUUUGAUUAACUGGUUUUACAUUCAGUUUGAUCCUCAAACAAUGAUCCAUGUAAAUGGCUUUCAUCAUAACCGGAUAUCGAAUAAAAUUUUUAAAUUAGUUUGAUA
Messenger RNA from Tetranychus urticae (two-spotted spider mite), 1524 nucleotides. RefSeq lists its product as uncharacterized. The record is from RefSeq and is a predicted model, not a curated record. Gene Ontology annotation, molecular function: nucleic acid binding. NCBI's taxonomy places the organism in Eukaryota, Metazoa, Arthropoda, Arachnida, Trombidiformes, Tetranychidae.